GGGUUUUAUUGUGAAGGAUCGGAGACGCCGGAAGUGGUGUUGUUUUUGCUGCUGGGGUCAAAGUGAUGUGUCUCCCAGAGACACUUUGUUGUUAAAGCGGACAGUUGAACAGAGAAAUGAUGCUCCACAGUGCUGAGACUGACCUUUAGGGAAGUUUUCAGAGCCACUCUGCUGCUCAGUGAUGGAUCGGAGUUAGAGGAGCAGACAUCUGCAGCUUUCACAACUCCUCUGUUCCUGUGUGGAGCUGAUCGGCUCACUGGACCGUCUCUCAGCGGCUCUCUGAGAACCAGUAGAAGACAGAGAGUGUCUCAGUCCUCUCUCAGCCUCCCUGACAGUGCAGCUGUAUAUUUACAGGUGCAGCUCCGAUAUGACUAAGAGAAGCCCGUCUCUUCAGCUUGUCAAAAGGAUGCUGAACCAUCACUGCAGACGGAACCCUGAGCUUCAUGAGGAGCUGCAGAUCCAGGCUGCAGUGGCAGCGGGGGAUGUCUGCACUGUCAGGAGAAUGCUGGAGCAAGGGUACUCGCCUAAGAUCCGCGAUGCCAACGGCUGGACGCUGCUCCACUUCUCCGCUGCCAAAGGAAAAGAGAGAUGUGUUCGGGUCUUUCUCGAGCACGGAGCUGACCCCACAGUGAAGGACUUUAUCGGCGGCUUCACAGCCCUCCACUACGCUGCUAUGCACGGCAGAGCACGCAUCGCCCGACUGAUGCUGGAAUCCGAGUUUCGCAGUGACAUUAUAAACGCAAAAAGCAACGACGGCUGGACGCCGCUCCACGUGGCGGCCCAUUACGGCCGAGACUCGUUCGUACGCCUCCUCCUCGAGUUCAGGGCCGAGGGACCGCUGAGCGACAAAGGGACCACGCCGCUGCAGUUGGCCAUCAUCCGCGAGCGCUCCAGCUGUGUACGGAUCCUCCUGGACCACAGUGCCAACAUUGACAUUCAAAACGGCUUCCUGUUGCGAUACGCCGUCAUCAAAGGCAAUCACUCGUACUGCCGCAUGUUCCUGCAGAGGGGAGCGGACACUAACCUCGGACGCCUCGAAGACGGCCAGACCCCCUUGCACCUGUCUGCCCUCAGGGACGACGUGUUGUGCGCCCAGAUGCUCUACAUGUACGGGGCCGAUACCAACACCAGGAACUACGAGGGCCAGACACCAGUAGCUGUAUCUGUUAGCAUGUCUGGGAUCAGCCGGCCCUGUCUGGACUUCCUACAGGAGGUCACGAGACAACCUCGGACACUACAAGAUUUGUGUCGAAUAAAAAUCCGUCACUGCAUUGGCCUUCAAAGCUUGAAAUUGUUGGAGGAUCUACCGAUUGCAAAGGUUAUGAAAGACUAUUUAAAACAUAAGUUUGACAAUGUGUGAAGGCAGCAACAAUAGAAGAGGAGAGGGGGACUAAAAAACUAUAAUUUUUAAAGACUAUGCAAUCACGAUGCUCCUCGUCUGGAAGACAUGUCCACGGGUCUGCUCUGUACGUGCUGAAGGAUAGUUAGUCCAGCCUGGUUGUCCAGUUCAAUCGUUUUCUGCUCCUGUUCUCAAUUCCAGCCUUUUUUACAUUUAGAACAGUGGCUGAAGAGUGGAAAUGGAUCCACCUCAUGUGGGGCAAAGGUUAUGUGUUUUGUUGGGGAAAAGAAAACCUCAUUUGACAGAUAGCAUUGUUACUACAGUUAGCGUUAUUACCAUUUAUGUUGUCACUGUAAAAGUGUGCAAGAUGUUAUCCUCGUCAUCAAGUGCAUACUUGCCAAUGAGUCUUUUUUCUUUCUUUUUUUUCACUGAGCUAUAGGAAGCUAAACUCAAAUUGCUGCAGUGGUGAUUUUCUUUAUUUCUCAGCAUUGUGUCGAACAACUUGGAUAAUGAUAGCUUUAAAAAAACAGUUGACAAGGUACACUCCCUGAUUAUGUUUCAUCAACCUAAUAGUGAGUCUAAUUGCCUGGUUCCAAACCGCUGAAUCACCACCCACAUCUCCAGUUUGCUCAAUGACUUAUGAAGCAAAUAGCACCUGUGUUGUGACCAUUGACACGCAGCUAGUUCCAACAAUUGACCGAGCAUAGCUAGCUAGCUAUGCAGGAAGAUAAAAUCAGUGUUAAGUUUGUGCAACUUUGCUCUGAACAGAAAGCAGGAAGAAAAAACUAAAUGUGGAGCUAAUGAUGGCUAGAGAUGUGGACUGUAUGGUCUGCAUGUCAGAUACUGCUCCAAUAAGAUGAACACAAGCUCACUUCAAUUCAGAACAACCAAAGAAACAUUCUGACCUGCCAGAAAUUCAUGUUAUCAUCCCAACAGCCACAUGGUUGAUCAUUCAGGCAAUUAAUCAUGCGUCUGGUGUAAAUUCAGCUCUAAAUAAUUAGUGACUACCAACCUGUUUGGAGUUAGAUGGAGUUUGGAGAAACAGACAGAAGUACCAACACAGGAACAAAGCAAUGCACUGCUGUGGACGGGGGCAGCAGCAAAAUGUAUUUGAAGACCAUUAAAAGAAUUAGUUAAAGUUUACGCUAUAUUUAGGAUAUUUUUACCGCUUCAUCUUGUGGUCAGACAGCCCUUUCCAACGGGGAACUGAAAGUGAAACUUAUCUUUGCUCUCUUCAAAGCAGCCAGACUGACAAAAAUAGCAGGCCUAUACCAGUAAAUAAGUUUCACUUUCAAUUCAGGUCCCUUUCGGAAAAUAUUCUAAAUAUAGCAUACAUUUAAACUGAUAUUCAUUUUUUUAGGUGAGCCUUUUUUUUUAGGCGUCUGAAAUCCGUUUAGCUGCU
This is a messenger RNA of Sebastes umbrosus (honeycomb rockfish), 2741 nucleotides long. It is a transcript of the gene asb7, whose product is annotated as ankyrin repeat and SOCS box containing 7. The record is from RefSeq and is a predicted model, not a curated record. Lineage: Eukaryota; Metazoa; Chordata; Actinopteri; Perciformes; Sebastidae. Gene Ontology annotation, biological process: intracellular signal transduction. Gene Ontology annotation, molecular function: protein binding.